Coprinopsis cinerea okayama7#130 is the source of this 990-nucleotide messenger RNA. RefSeq names its product protein kinase subdomain-containing protein PKL/ccin3. The record is from RefSeq and is a predicted model, not a curated record. Lineage: Eukaryota; Fungi; Basidiomycota; Agaricomycetes; Agaricales; Psathyrellaceae. The coding region runs from base 1 to 990 and encodes 329 amino acids. The transcript has 2 exons.
AUGCAGCAGAUGUUCUCGACACUGCUGAUUCACGACUGCGGUACCGCCGACGGGUAUCUGAUCACCAUUACUCUCAAAGCCUCGCCCUCGUUCCCUGGUGGCAUCUGGUAUAAGGAAGACUGGCAUGAACCAGUUCCUGCCACAAGUGCACCGAAGGAUAUCUCCAACCUUGACGGGACCCUCGAGCUCAGGCUAGUCAGGCGCAUCUCAGAGGGCCGCAUUGGCGUAACUUACGUGGCAGAAAUCGUCUCUGCAACGCGCAAAUGCACUGACGUCCGCUCAACUCUACCGCCCACUCUCUGCCUCAAAUUCGCAAAGCCCGAAUUCAGUCGUAGCCUGGCGCGAGAGGCUUGGUUCUACGAACAACUGGAUUCGCUUCAGGGCAUCUCCGUACCCAUUUCCUUCGGUUUCUUCGCAUCCACUGCAGCGGAGCAGCGCCACUUUCCCGAUGUCGAGUUCGAGCCCUGGAGGAAUCGAAAGGUUUUGUUCAAGGACACAGACAAGAUCCCACAUGACAUCGAUCGAUAUGCAUCUCCGGACUGGUUACCCGACGAUGUGCCCGAAUAUUACAAGCGAGAGAGAUUCGAGGACCCUCCCAGCAAAUGUAAUUCACCUUGGUACAAGUGGAGUCGCCUUGACGACAAUCCAACUAUCUCUGUACUUGUGCUCGAGCUACUCGGGGAAGCCUGCACCGGGAUAAAGACCGCUGCCGACAAACAGGCGAUCCAGGAUGUAAUGGAUGAUUUGGCUGAAGUCGGGGUGAUGCAUGGCAACCUCACUCCUUGGAACACGCUCGCAUUCAAGCCUCAACCUCACAAAGAAGCACGACGAUGCCCUCGACACAAUGUAGUCCAUCCCUGGAGAGUCAUCGACUUUGACCGUUCGAGGAUGGCAGAUCCCAAGAACCUGUGCUUUCUUGGCAAGCGUCACAUUACCGACACCGACGACAUUAUGGAUGAUGCAGCAGUGUACUUUGAACUUUGGGACUGA